CUUUCCCACACGUCUCUCUUCAUCUAUAAGAACAGAUUUCAAUCAUCUCAUUCUCCAUAUAGAAAAAUUUAAUAACCAAAACCUCAAAUUUCUCAAUCAGAAGAAGAAAGAGACGAUGACGAAUCAAGACAAGCCCACGUCUUGUUGCUGUGUUCUUGAUGCUUCCACUUAUGUGGGUUUCUGGAUUCUCAAGAGAUUGCUCGCCAAAGGCUACUCUGUUCAUGCAGCCAUCCGUAAAAACGGGGAGAGUAUGCUUGAGGAGAUAAUCAGGAACAUGCAAGCUACAGAAGAGAGAUUAGUGGUUUACGAUGUGGAUGUGUUAGAUUACCAAAGCAUCCUUGUUUCUCUCAACAAUUGUAACGCUGUGUUUUGUUGCUUGGACAAUCCUGAAGGGUACGAUGAGAAGGAAGUGGAUUUGGAGGUGAGAGGAGCGAUUAAUGUGGUGGAGGCAUGUGCAAGAACAGAGACUAUAGAGAAGAUUGUGUUCUCUUCUUCGUUAACAGCUGCGAUUUGGAGUGAUGACAUUAGAACUCAGAAAGAUGUUGAUGAGAAGUGUUGGAGUGAUCUAGACUUCUGUGUCAAAAAGAAGCUAUGGCAUGCUAUGGCGAAGACACAAUCCGAGAAGGCGGCUUGGGCACUAGCCAUGGACCGUAUGGUCAACAUGGUCUCGGUCAACCCGGGACUCAUCGUUGGACCCUCAGUGGCUCAGUACAAUUCUAGACCCAUAAUGUCUUACCUCAAAGGAGCUGCGCAGAUGUAUGAGAGUGGAGUAUUAGCGUACGUAGACGUCGAGUUUGUAGCAGAUGUUCACAUUCGAGCAUUUGAAGAUAGUUCAGCUUGUGGUAGAUACUUUUGUUUCAACCAAAUUGUGAAUACCGAAGAAGCAGCUCUCAAGUUUGUGGAAAUUCUAUCUCCUUUAAUACCUAUGCCAGCAAGGUAUGAGAAAGAGAUGCAAGGAAGUGAAGUUUAUGAGGAGAGAUUGAGAAACAAGAAACUAAACAAGCUGGUGGAAGCUGGCUCUGCUUGUUAAGUGUAAUUAGAGUAUUGUUAUAAGUUAAAAGGAAAGGGUAAAAAAAAAAAUUUCGUUUACUUUUUUUUUUAUUGUAAUCUCAAUUCAUUUUUUACUAUAAUUUUUUUUUUGUUACUU
This is a messenger RNA of Eutrema salsugineum, 1147 nucleotides long. Its product is annotated as cinnamoyl-CoA reductase-like SNL6. The record is from RefSeq and is a predicted model, not a curated record. Bases 116 to 1030 code for a protein of 304 amino acids. Gene Ontology annotation, molecular function: oxidoreductase activity, acting on the CH-OH group of donors, NAD or NADP as acceptor. NCBI's taxonomy places the organism in Eukaryota, Viridiplantae, Streptophyta, Magnoliopsida, Brassicales, Brassicaceae. The transcript is spliced from 6 exons.